UGAAUUUUUCAGAAUUUUAUCCUAUUUCAUUUUUUUUUUAUUUUUAUGCUUUAGCCAACAUCUAGCGUUGCCACAGCCGUCCCUUACAGAUUUUAUAGAGUUGCAUGCCUACCUAUAAACGUAAAAAUACUCCACCAACUGAUUCUACUGAUUUUUCGUGGCGACAUCUAGUUGCCAAUCUAUAAACGUAAAGACUGAAACUACAGAAUUCUACCAAUUUUUGAGGCGAGCGAGUCUCCUGAAAUCUCCUGAUCGUUCGUGGCGACACCUCCUGAUCCUCAAAAAAGUCAUCUGGGAACACUGUUAGUGUUCUAUAUUUUUGUAUUUACUAAAUUAUCUACUGUAAUAUAAAAAUAUAAAAAUGAUAUGUUGAUGAUACAAAGGAAAAAGGAAACUUUAAAUCUGAACUUUUUCUGCUAAAUUCACUUAAAAAUGAGUAUUUUAAGAACUGCACUUUUAGCUAAUAAUGCUAAUAAAGAGGGACCCAGUUCCACUAAUGUGUUAGCUAGUCCCUUAUGUACAUCAACAGAUAUUGGGGAUUUCAAGAAUGAACCAGAUGAAGAUACCUGGGCUAUGGAAGUAAAAACUGAAAUUAAGAAUGAGUCCUGUAAGGGUGACCAACAAUAUAUGGAGAGUCAGCCAUCCAUGUCCAUAGAUCAGGAAAACUUGAAGUAUGAACCAGAGGAAGACUCAGGUUUUUCCCAGAAGAACCAAGUAGAAGUUAUGAAAAUGUUACCUGCAUUUUCAUGUAAUAAAAACCAACAAACUAUGGAGAAGCCUAAACAAAGUCUAAACUAUGAAGAAGCGGCUUUAAAAGAUUCUGGUUGUUCUGAAGAACUCUAUGACACAAAUAAUUCAAACAAAAAUACUAUCAUUCAGACUGGCGAAGGGUUUUACAAAUGUAACAUUUGUUUUAAGCGAUUUACUCGGGCAGAUACGUUGAAAACACAUUUGAGAGUGCAUACUGGAGAAAAACCUCACACAUGUGAAAUUUGUUUGAAACAGUUUUCUCAAAAAAGUAAUUUGAAAGCACAUUUGAGAUUUCACUCUGGAGAAAAGCCUUAUAAGUGUGAAAUUUGUUUAAAGCAGUUCACCGCAGCAGACAGUUUGAAAACGCAUUUUAGAGUGCACACUGGUGAAAAGCCUUACAAGUGUGACAUUUGUCUUAAGCAGUUUAGCAUAGCAGGCAGUUUGAGAAUGCAUUUAAGGGUACACACUAAAGAAAAGCCUUACAAGUGCGAAACUUGUUUUAAUCAGUUUGCUCAGAAAAGUUCAUUGAAUACACAUUUGAGAUUGCACACUGGAGAAAAACCUUAUGAGUGUGAAUUCUGUUUUAAGCAGUUUAGUAAAUUAGGCACUUUGACAGGUCAUUUGAGAAUACACACUGGGCAGAAACCGUACAAGUGUGAAAUUUGUUUGAAGCAGUUUAACCAAGCAAGUCAUUUGAAAGUGCAUUUGAGAGGACAUACUGGAGAAAAACCUUAUGAGUGUGAAAUUUGUUUGAAGCGAUUUGGUUCAGCAAAUCUUUUGAAAGUGCAUUUGAGAGUGCAUACUGGGGAAAAGCCUUAUAAGUGUGAACUUUGUUCUGCUCAGUUUUCUCAAACAGGAAGUUUGAUAACGCAUUUGAAAUCACACUCUGAAGAAAAGCCUUACCAGUGUGAAAUUUGUUUGAAGCAGUUCCGUCUAGCAUCUCAUUUGAAAAAUCAUAUGAGGGUGCACAGUGGCAAAAAACUUUAUAAGUGUCAAAUUUGUUUUAAGCGGUUCACCCAAGCAGGUACUUUGAAACAUCAUAUGAGUAAACACAGCUAAAACCCUCAAGCUCUGGUUUCCUCGAAAGCGGUACCGGCAAAUUGCAACCACAAUAUUGCGAAGAAUGACGUCAUAGAAAACUGUUCCACGCACGAUAGCAGCGGUUUUCAAGCAAGCCACUGCAAUUUAAUAUGACGCUGCCGGCAGUGACGUGCUGGCUAUAUAAAUGAAACAGUGCAAUCAGCGAGAGGCUGCGGCCUCUUGAGGUCGGUCGAAUAAGUUUGUUUCACAAAAUUUUUUAGGUGUAAUCAUGAUAUUAUAAAUAACGAGAUAGUAUCUUCUCGUAGCUCAAAUACGUCCGAGUUCGCGCAUGAUGACGUAACUGGAGACCGGAAGUUGAAUUUGAAUUCUUGUUAAAGUUUAAUGGGACUUGUAUGCAUUCUGUGAUGAAAUUAUUCAAUUAGCAAAAUAAUAUUAAACUUCAAUGUAUUCGAAAAAAUGUGUCGAGAUUCCUGUCAAAAUAACUGUCAAAGAUAAAAUAUAAAAUGCUCUUAGCUUACAACCGCGAACAAUUCAAACUAAUCGGACAUUACGAAUGAUUACGAACCAUUACGAAAGUAAGGUCUCCACUUACGUCACGACUUCAGGAUGUGCAAUAUAUUAUCUUGUUAUUUAUAGUAUCAUGGAUGUAAUGCCGGGUUUACCAGAGACAUGUUAACGAUAGACCAGGCUAGGGAUAUGCCACUCAAUGCAUUGGGGUGUAACGCAAAUAUCAAGUACAGUGGUAUAGCUAGCUAUCUUUGUCUGUCGUGCGAGUGUGAGCGUAUCUACCAAGAGAUGGGAGUAAAGUAACGACACAAACACAUAGGCGGCGGCCAUCAUAUGCUAGAGAGAGAAAGCUAAGCGUCGGUAGAGAGAGAUAGAUAGACCACCGACCCGAACUGCUCCGCGUUACGCUAUUUUUCGGACCUGGCCUAAUCUACUUGUUAUUAUAUCAAUGGGAUUUACACUCAGUCCUGUUGGACGGGGAAGUAGACAGCGUGAGUGUGUAAAUAGGUCACUCGCGUUGCCACUGCCUGCGCCCCCCUCAAAAGUCAGUUUUUUGAGUCGGAGUUUUUCAAAGAAAAGGCAGCACGAGUGAGUGUUCACAUUCAGCCACUCUCGACUUUCAGCAUCGAUGCCAACAGGGCCGCCGCUACCAUGUGUGCAAAGUGUGCAUCGCACACGGGCGGCCAAAAGCAGGCCACUGAUGAUAAUACUUUUUUAAAACGAAAAUAAAUUAAAAAAAUUAAGUAGUAAUGCUUCAGAUAUUUCUAUAAACUCUAAUAUUCCAAACAAUCUAAACAAAAAUGCGAGAAAUGUUAUUUAUUAUAUGAACUGCCCUUUGCAGCUGUAGUCCGGGAAGUAGUUCCGGUAAUGCUUUAUGCUUUAGCGUAAACAAUGUUCUAUAUAAAAAUGUUCUACAUAAAAUUUAAAAAAAAAGGUCCUAUACAUAAUUGUUAUAAAAUCAACGGCUCCAGAGUUAUGGAAGGUGAAAAGUGGAGGUUUUCGAUACUUUUUAUAUUUUUUGGGCAAUUUAUAAUAUUAUUACUGAUGAAAGAAAUUUUCUUUAACAGGAUUGUUUUUUGUAAAUAAAAUUUGCUAUUUCAGUGACCGAUGGUAUGUUAGUGAUAAUCCAUUGAAGAAACGUCAACCUCACCACCCAAAAUCAUCAUCAAUUACCCAAAAAAUAUAAAAAGUAUCGAAAGCCUCCACUUUUCACCCUCCGUAACUCUGGAACCGUUGAUUUUAUUACAAUUAUGUAUCGGACCUUUUUUGUUUUAAAUUAUAUGUAGAACAUUGUUUACGCUAAAGCAUAGUGUAAGAAACAUUGACGAAAAACGUAAAAAAACUACUAAUUUACCGACUUCUCCCCCCCCCCCUCCUCCUCCAAACUGGACGCUCAAAAUGGUGUUUUUUUUACUGAACAAUAUGUGGACCAUACAGAACAAUUUGGUGUUGGAGGAGAACUUUUACUUUGGAUGUCUGAGUUAGGCCUUUUUUGGGCCAAUUAUACUAUACUACCUCCGUAACUUUGAAACCGUUCAUUUUAGAAGGAUUAUGCAUAGGACCUUUUUUAUUUCAAAUUUAAUGUAGAACAUUUUUGUAUAGAGGGUUGUUCAUGCUAAACCGCAGUUUUAUAAAUAUUGACGAAAAACGUAAAAAACUACGAAUAUACCGAUUUCUCCCCCCUUUCCCCCCAAACCCGACGCUCAAAAUGGUGUGACUUUUUUCUGAAGAUUAUGUGGACCAUAUAGAGCAAUUUGGUGUUGGAGGAUAACUUUCACUUUGGAUGUCUGGGUUAUACCAUCUUUUGGAUCAAUUCUAUCAUACUAUCCUGGCUUGUUCUAGGAUUUUCCGCCAUUAUGUUCUGUUCCUUGCUUUGUUUUUCCAAUUGAUAAUCUUAAGUGUUUUCAGAUCUUGUUCCACUUGUUCCAUAUAUUUAAGUUUGGGUCUCCCCUUUGACCUUCUACCUACUGGUGUCUGCUUCAUUAUAUGUUUUUUUGUGUUUCAGUCUCCAACAUCCGUUCAACAUGGCCCAUCCAGUGCAGACGUCCGAUAUUUAUGGAUGUUAUGACGUCGGGUUCGUUGUAUGCUGCGUAUAGUUCAAAAUUAUAUCUUCUGCGCCAUACGUCAUUUUCUUUCACCCCCUUAUAUGUGUCUAAGGAUUUUUCGUUCAAACGUACCUAAUAAGUUCUUUUCGACAGUGUCCAUGUCUCUGAUCCAUAUACAUAUAAGGACCGGUUUUAUCAGGGUUUUGUAUAUUUUGCAUUUGGUUUUUUUGUGAUUUUGUUAGAUCUUAGAUGUUUAAUUUGUCCAUUAUAUGUUUUAUUAGCAAUAUGUAUUCUUCUCUUAACUGCUUCACUGAGAGUGUUAUCUGCGGUAACUAGUGAACCUAGAUAUGUAAAAUUUUUCACGCUAUCGAUGUUAUAAUCUCCUAUUGUCUUAAUAUAAAAAGCUUUAUUUUUAUGUUUUAUAAAAGUUAUAUACGGGUAGGAAAGACAACGGAACGAAUUUUCGAACGUGGAAACAGACGACACCCCAGAUUUACCAAUUUCUGGACAAUUGAUCCAAAGGCUGGAUUCUAAGAACAAAACAGUUGUGGAUGUUCAAGUUUUCAAUGAGAGUCAGAAUGAAAAAAACAUUAGGGACCUCUAGUAUGAUGGUUUGGAGAAUUUGGCUGGUUAUAUCUGCCAUAAAUUGAAGGACUCCAGUAUUCAAUCCGAAGAUGUUUCAACGUACACGCGGGUUGAUCAUUUGAGUGAGUGUGGCUUAUGUAAACCAUCAGACACUUUCUUGUCAUAUACAGGGUGUCCCGAAAAAUAGUGCGUUCCUUAAAGGUAUAGGUAGAAGGCACCAUGUAGAACAAAAAACUCUUAUAACAUUUUUUUCUAAAUGCAACCGUUUGACCAAAAAAUAAAAAUGUAUUUUGGUAUGUAAAUUUAAAUCUGACAACUAUGUGCGGUACGCAAAUUUAAGCAUAUACAGUCCCAUGUAAAUAGAUAGAAGAUACAUAGCUAGUAAACAGAUAGUUUUAAAGAAUCCUGUUUAGUGUCAAUGCCGAAAAUGUUUUCGAAUAGUGAGUGUAUUACCUAUUAUGUUAUUACCUAUGAAUGGUGUUUGUGAACGGUUACUUGAAACAUCUAUUCGGUUAUCUUAAAGGAACGCACUAUUUUCCGGGACACCCUGUAUUGAGCAACUGGAGACAAUUUUUCGUUCCAAUGGUGAUUCCAUUUUGGUAACUAAAAAUUAUUUAGAAAACUUUUAUGUCCAAAAGUGUAACUGUAGACUGUUCUAAUAAAGCGAAGAAGUUAUUUUUUAGGUCUCGGAUGUAUUUCCGAAUUAAAGAAUUAAACAAGUCUCAUUAACAACCUGACAUUGCGUAAAAGAAAAAUUAUAAAAACUGCAUAGUUGCUGUAUGUACGUCUAUUUCACAAGCACAAAAUUUGAAUAAAGUGCAUGGCAUGAAAACUGUAAAACUUAUUUUUGUCUUUUCCAAGCCUCUCACUUAAAUCUGAUGAAAUACAUUAUUUAAAAAGUAAAAA
Molecule: messenger RNA, 5834 nt
Organism: Diabrotica virgifera virgifera (western corn rootworm)
Lineage: Eukaryota; Metazoa; Arthropoda; Insecta; Coleoptera; Chrysomelidae
Product: zinc finger protein 239-like
Exons: 3
Coding region: 433-1809 (458 amino acids)
Biological process (GO): regulation of transcription by RNA polymerase II
Cellular component (GO): nucleus
Molecular function (GO): RNA polymerase II cis-regulatory region sequence-specific DNA binding; DNA-binding transcription activator activity, RNA polymerase II-specific
Source: RefSeq, a predicted model, not a curated record